Chelonia mydas (Green sea turtle) is the source of this 810-nucleotide messenger RNA. RefSeq names its product phospholipase A2 inhibitor and Ly6/PLAUR domain-containing protein-like. The record is from RefSeq and is a predicted model, not a curated record. Lineage: Eukaryota; Metazoa; Chordata; Testudines; Cheloniidae. Gene Ontology annotation, molecular function: phospholipase inhibitor activity. The coding region runs from base 187 to 810 and encodes 207 amino acids. Gene Ontology annotation, cellular component: extracellular region. The transcript is spliced from 5 exons.
UUGGCAUCACCUGAUCAGCCAGUGUCACAUGCAGGGCUGUGAAAUCUCCCAUCUCCGGGCCCACCAGGAUGUCAUGGGGCAGCCCCAGCCGAUGUCCCAGGGGGCAGGUAUUUGCCAACCUGCCGGAUAAAACCACAGCCAGAUGCUUCCUCGCUGUUCUGCUCACUGCAGCAAACACCCGGCACCAUGUGGGUGGCUCUGCCCCUCUGCCUGCUGUCCGCUCUCCUGGCCACAGGGAGCGCUCUGCAAUGCGAGGUGUGUGCGUCCGAAGAACAAUUGUGCUCCGGCCCCCUGCAGCCCUGCGCCCCCUCAGAAGGGACCUGCGUCACCGUCGUGGCAGAGAUCAGGCUGGAGGGAUCCUCCUUGUCCUACACAGCUAAAUCGUGCCUGGAGCCCAAGAACUGUAAGCCCGGCCCCUUCUCGCUGACCUACGCGCACAAUGUCACCGUGCGGGUGAACAUCGCCUGCUGUGACAGCAACGGCUGCAACGCCGGGGCCAUCCCAGUGCCAACUGUGAGCUCCGUCCCCAACGGCCGGCAGUGCCCGACGCUUUUCAAAGUGGAGCCUUUUCAAAGGAAGUGGAAGGGGAUCUUGGCCUGCACCGGUGCCGAGGACCGUUGUGUUGGGGAAUCUGGGAUAUUAACACUGGGUAACAUCAAACUGUUAAAGAUUGCGGCUGAAUGUGGCUCCCGUGGCGCCUGCAUGAAGAGAGUGGGGGAGAGGAAAUACGCCCAGGGCGCGGUGGAGAUGCUGAGCCGAGCCGAGUGCUACCCAACUCCCAGGGCCGGUGGAGGCAUCGGGGAGCCCUGA